AUGACUUUCCCUUCAGAGAUUCACACUUUCCAUUCUGGACGACCCCAACCCGAGUCCUCCUCCUCAUCUAACACCUUUGUAUCUGUCGAACCAAGCACUGCAAAGCCUCUUGCAACUAUCUACACUACCACGCCAGACCAACUCAACCAGACAGUCGCAGCUGCCAAGGCUGCAUUCCCUGUUUGGUCCCAAACACCAGCUCCUGAACGUGCUGCCAUUCUCCUCAAGGCAGCUUCUAUUCUACGAAAACGCAACGAUGAGCUUGCAUUGACCGAAACACUUGACACUGGCAAGCCCUUGUCCGAGACUGCAGCCGUUGAUGUUGCAACUGGUGCCGAUGUCCUCGAAUACUACGCACAUAUGGCUGCUGGCAGCUUUCCUGGCCAGAACACUCGCCUUCGUCCCGACGCUUUUGUCCUCACAACCCAUGAACCUCUAGGAGUAUGCGCUGGCAUUGGUGCUUGGAACUACCCUAUCCAGAUCGCUCUCUGGAAGUCAGCACCUUGUCUAGCUGCUGGCAACUGUAUGGUUUAUAAGCCUAGUGAGGUGACUCCACUCCAUGCCGACACCCUCGCCCAGAUCUACAUUGAGGCAGGUGUACCUCCAGGAGUCUUUAACGUUGUGUAUGGCGAUGGCAUCGCCGUUGGCGCCCCUCUUGUGGCCCACAGCGACAUUGCCAAAGUGAGCUUCACUGGUCAAGUAAGCACAGGCAGCAAGGUCGCCAGUCAAGCAGUCAAGGAUAUGAAGGGUGUUACUAUGGAACUUGGCGGAAAGAGCCCGCUUGUUAUUCUGCCCGAUGCAGACGUCGAGGAAGCAGCUGACACAGCCAUGGUUGCCAACUUCUUUUCCACGGGCCAGGUGUGCACCAACGGAACUCGUGUCUUUGUCCCAGACACCCUUUUGGCUCAGGUCGAGGAGGCUAUUGUCCAGCGAUGUCGAGAGGGAAUCCGUAUGGGUCUACCACAAAGGAGUACCACCAACUUUGGACCCAUGGUCAGCGCAGCACAACAGGAGAAGGUCAAGAUGUACAUUGAGCAUGGUCGCUCAGUAGACAAGGCAAAGGUUCUUUUCGACGGUUCAAAAGAAUCCAGAAUGCCGCAACCGACUUCCAAUGGUUUCUGGGUUCACCCGGUCGUCUUCACAAACUGCACAGACAACAUGCGAGUGGCAAGAGAGGAGAUUUUUGGCCCCGUCAUGUGCAUCAUGCCUUACAAGACACGGGGACUUUCUCGCCCAGAAUGGGUGUCGGAUCUUAUCACUCGAGCCAACGAUACUCCCAUGGGUCUUGCUGCUGGCGUCGUCUCUUCUGAUGUUGGGUUAGCACAUGAAGUCGUGCAGAAGCUUGAUGCAGGCAUUACUUGGAUCAACACAUGGGGUGAGUCUCCUGCUGAGAUGCCUGUCGGAGGCUGGAAGAUGAGUGGUAUAGGACUGGAGAAUGGGCACGAGGGUAUUUCUGCCUAUAUGAGAACAAAGAGCACAUUAGUCCAGCUUGGUAAGGGAGCUUGCAAGGGUGUAUUUUCUAAGCUAUAA
Messenger RNA from Fusarium coffeatum, 1530 nucleotides. RefSeq lists its product as uncharacterized. The transcript has a single exon. NCBI's taxonomy places the organism in Eukaryota, Fungi, Ascomycota, Sordariomycetes, Hypocreales, Nectriaceae. Gene Ontology annotation, molecular function: aldehyde dehydrogenase (NAD+) activity. The coding region runs from base 1 to 1530 and encodes 509 amino acids. The record is from RefSeq and is a predicted model, not a curated record.